Messenger RNA from Cimex lectularius (bed bug), 2295 nucleotides. RefSeq names its product sodium-coupled monocarboxylate transporter 2-like. Gene Ontology annotation, biological process: transmembrane transport; sodium ion transport. The coding region runs from base 345 to 2000 and encodes 551 amino acids. Gene Ontology annotation, molecular function: symporter activity. The transcript has 14 exons. The record is from RefSeq and is a predicted model, not a curated record. Gene Ontology annotation, cellular component: membrane. Lineage: Eukaryota; Metazoa; Arthropoda; Insecta; Hemiptera; Cimicidae.
UUUUAAAUACAAAUACGCAUAAACUAAUAAGGAAAAAUUAAAAUUGUAUGGUUAUAACUCUUAAAGUUUUCUGGUCUCAAAAAGUAUUUGCCCUGAUAAAUGGGUCUGAUGAUAUAAGGAUCCAUUUGAAAUUUCCAUAUCCUUUUUAGUAAAGAUAACUGAAUAAGUGGUCCUUAGUGAAUUAUUAUGGAAAUAACAACUACAGGCGGAGAAUAUUAUUGAAGCAUAUGAGUUAAUUUGCUAAAUUGGUCGGUUGCUCUGCAAUUACGAUGUAGUACAGUUUCUUUACAUUUUUAUUGCAUUCUGGUGCUGUGGUGGGACCGAGGUUGCAGAGUGCUUACAAAAUGGCUUAUUUCGAGCUGUUAGAUUAUUUCGUAUUUGCGUUUAUGCUUGUGGUGUCUGCACUUAUUGGAAUAUACUUUGCGUUUUUUGCUGAGAAAAAACAAAACACCCCAUCCGAAUACCUGAUGGGCAGUAAAACAAUGGGUGUCUUUCCAAUAUCAAUGUCACUGAUUGCAAGUUACAUAUCAGGUAUAUCAUUGCUAGGGAUUCCUGCGGAAAUUUACACAUAUGGCACGAUGUAUUGGUUGGUAAUAAUUUCAGAAAUGUUUGUAAGCUUAACGAUGGCAUUCGUUUAUAUACCAGUAUUUUAUAAACUUGAAAUAACAUCUUCUUAUGAGUACUUAAAACUGAGGUUUGGACAAAAUGUCAGAAUCCUUGGCUCAUGUUUAUUCAUUGUCAAAAUGAUGUUAUAUAUUCCUAUUGUCAUUUAUGUCCCUGCAUUGGCCUUUAGUCAAGUUACUGGUGUUAAUUUGCAUAUUAUCACCCCGCUAGUUUGUGUUAUAUGCAUCUUCUAUACAACAUUAGGAGGAUUAAAAGCAGUUGUUUGGACAGACACGGUACAAAUGGGUGUGAUGGUGCUUGGAAUGCUAGCAACAAUUUGGAUAGGAAUUUAUGAAAUUGGUUUUGCAAACAUUAUAAAACGAAAUAGAGACUCACAUAGGAUAGAGUUUGAUAUUUUUGAUUUGGAUCCAACUGUACGUCAUAGUUUUUGGACACUUUCAAUUGGAAAUUAUUUUUACUGGUUAGCAUCCUGCUCUGUGAAUCAAGCGAUGGUACAACGUUGUCUUGCUAUGCCGAGUCAAAAAAAGGCUAACAUAGCCAUAUUUAAUUUGGCCAUUGGGAUAAUACUUUUGGUUUCAAUGUGCUGCUUUACUGGGUUAGUUGUGUCUGCAUAUUUCUAUGACUGUGAUCCACUCACAACAAAAAAAAUCAGUAAAUCCGACCAGAUCCUCCCUUAUUUUAUUAUGGAAGUUGGAAGUAAAAUACCUGGGCUACCCGGUGUUUUUCUGUCAGGAGUUUUUAGCGCUGCUCUGAGCACGAUGUCAACAGGGUUGAACUCAUUGACAGGUGUAAUAUUGCAAGAUAUCAUUCGCCCUGCUGUUAAAAAGCCAAUUUCUGAAGGAAAAGCUAGCUUUAUUAUGAAAAUAAUUGUAGUCAGUCUUGGCGCAUUUUGUGUAGCAAUGGUGUUUGUGGUGGAACAUCUUGGAACUUUGAUUCAGGCUGGAAAGAGUUUAGCAAGUAUAACAGCAGGUCCACUUUUGGGACUGUUCACAUUAGGAAUGCUGUUUCCCUGGGCCAACUCAAAGGGAGCAAUAGCAGGAGGGAUAUCAGGGCUUACCGUAGUCUCUAUUUUAAGUGUCGCAUCCCAAACUGCAAUAGCUAGAGGACAUAUAGUAUAUGAAAAAAAGCCAAUAUCUAUUGAUGGUUGUUCUGCAGGAGAUGUCGCAGAUUCUGUUCUGAUAGAAUCAUCAAAAUACAUUAGAGAUACACUGUGGGUAUUACAAAUUUCCUACCUUUAUUACACUCUAAUUGGGAUGGUCAUAGCCCUUGUCGUUGGGAUGGUGGUGAGCUACCUGACUGGUUUUAACGAUCCUAAAAAGAUGGACAAAAAUCUGUUUGCGCCAGCUAUACAAAGAUUUAUAAAUUCAAAAUCUUGAUUUUUCACUGUACACUAGCAGUGGUCAGAUCUAAGUAGUAUGUUAAUUUCUCAAAUGUAAUAUGGAUUUUGUAAGAUUUUUCUAAAAAAUAAUUAUUUAGGUAACUUGCAUCACUGUACUUCAACAGAAUUUAAUAUUUCAUAGAGUAUUGAUUUAUUCUGAUUCACAUAUUUAAAUGACAAAUGAAACUACAAAAACUACACUCAGUAUUUGCCAAUUUUUGUGAAUUGAAAGAGUUAUAAAAAGUUAUUUAAUUUAUAGAUAUGAUACUGUAUUUUUAAAUUAAAACAAACUA